Protopterus annectens (West African lungfish) is the source of this 2385-nucleotide messenger RNA. RefSeq names its product calphotin-like. Bases 1 to 2385 code for a protein of 794 amino acids. NCBI's taxonomy places the organism in Eukaryota, Metazoa, Chordata, Ceratodontiformes, Protopteridae. The transcript has 2 exons. The record is from RefSeq and is a predicted model, not a curated record.
AUGAUGGAAUUCUUUAAGUGGGAUACUUCUGAAGUGUCUGAUAUUCAGAGAAGAUAUUAUAAGUUGCUUCACGUGGGUGCUCCUAAACCAUCAGCACUUCCUCAUGUGUUACGACAGGUGGAUGCUCCUAAACCUUCAGCACUUCCUCAUGUGUUACUACAGGUGGGUGCUCCUAAACCUUCGGCAGUUCCUCAUGUGUUACUACAGGUGGGUGCUCCUAAACCUUCGGCACUUCCUCCUGUGUUACUACAGGUGGAUGCUCCUAAACCAUCAGCACUUCCUCAUGUGUUACUACAGGUGGAUGCUCCUAAACCUUCAGCACUUCCUCAUGUGUUACUACAGGUGGGUGCUCCUAAACCUUCGGCACUUCCUCAUGUGUUACUACAGGUGGGUGCUCCUAAACCUUCAGCACUUCCUCAUGUGUUACUACAGGUGGGUGCUCCUAAACCUUCGGCACUUCCUCAUGUGUUACUACAGGUGGGUGCUCCUAAACCUUCAGCACUUCCUCAUGUGUUACUACAGGUGGGUGCUCCUAAACCAUCAGCACUUCCUCAUGUGUUACUACAGGUGGGUGCUCCUAAACCAUCAGCACUUCCUCAUGUGUUACUACAGGUGGGUGCUCCUAAACCUUCAGCACUUCCUCAUGUGUUACUACUGGUGGGUGCUCCUAAAGCAUCAGCACUUCCUCAUGUGUUACUACAGGUGGGUGCUCCUAAACCAUCAGCACUUCCUCAUGUGUUACUACAGGUGGGUGCUCCUAAACCUUCAGCACUUCCUCAUGUGUUACUACAGGUGGGUGCUCCUAAACCUUCAGCAGUUCCUCAUGUGUUACUACAGGUGGGUGCUCCUAAACCUUCAGCACUUCCUCAUGUGUUACUACAGGUGGGUGCUCCUAAACCAUCAGCACUUCCUCAUGUGUUACUACAGGUGGGUGCUCCUAAACCUUCAGCACUUCCUCAUGUGUUACUACAGGUGGGUGCUCCUAAACCAUCAGCACUUCCUCAUGUGUUACUACAGGUGGGUGCUCCUAAACCUUCGGCACUUCCUCCUGUGUUACUACAGGUGGGUGCUCCUAAACCUUCAGCACUUCCUCAUGUGUUACUACAGGUGGGUGCUCCUAAACCUUCAGCAGUUCCUCAUGUGUUACUACAGGUGGGUGCUCCUAAACCUUCAGCACUUCCUCAUGUGUUACUACAGGUGGGUGCUCCUAAACCAUCAGCACUUCCUCAUGUGUUACUACAGGUGGGUGCUCCUAAACCUUUGGCACUUCCUCCUGUGUUACUACAGGUGGGUGCUCCUAAACCGUCAGCACUUCCUCAUGUGUUACUACAGGUGGGUGCUCCUAAACCUUCAGCACUUCCUCAUGUGUUACUACAGGUGGGUGCUCCUAAACCUUCAGCACUUCCUCCUGUGUUACAACAGGUGGGUGCUCCUAAACCUUCAGCACUUCCUCCUGUGUUACUACAGGUGGGUGCUCCUAAACCUUCAGCACUUCCUAAUGUGUUACUACAGGUGGGUGCUCCUAAACCUUCAGCACUUCCUCCUGUGUUACUACAGGUGGGUGCUCCUAAACCUUCAGCACUUCCUCAUGUGUUACUACAGGUGGGUGCUCCUAAACCUUCAGCACUUCCUCCUGUGUUACUACAGGUGGGUGCUCCUAAACCUUCAGCACUUCCUCAUGUGUUACUACAGGUGGGUGCUCCUAAACCUUCAGCAUUUCCUCCUGUGUUACUACAGGUGGGUACUCCUAAACCUUCAGCACUUCCUCAUGUCUUACUACAGGUGGAUGCUCCUAAACCUUCAGCACUUCCUCAUGUGUUACUACAGGUGGGUGCUCCUAAACCUUCAGCACUUCCUCAUGUGUUACUACAGGUGGGUGCUCCUAAACCUUCGGCACUUCCUCAAGUGUCGGCUGCCUUGUUAGGUACUUUCCUUGCUGCUUCCAGCAAACUAACCAACAUAAUCCGCAAAAGUGAAACUACUACUGCCAUAUACAAUAAGCUAACCAACAAAACCCACAAAAGUGAAACUACUACUGCCAUUUACAGCAAACUAACCAACAUAAUCCGCAAAAGUGAAACUACUACUGCCAUUUACAGCAAACCAACCAACAUAAUCCGCAAAAGUGAAACUACUACUGCCAUUUACAGCAAACUAACCAACAUAAUCCACAAAAGUGAAACGACUACUGCCAUUUACAGCAAACUAACCAACAUAAUCCACAAAAGUGAAACGACUACUGCCAUUUACAGCAAACCAACCAAAAUAAUCCGCAAAAGUGAAACGACUACUGCCAUUUACAGCAAACCAACCAACAUAAUCCGCAAAAGUGAAACUACUACUGCCAUAUACAACAAACCAACCAACAUAAUCUGCAAAAGUUAA